AUGAAUUUUAGUCAGAGCUUUCCACCGCUGAGCAAGGAGAGAGAAACAGGAAGCAGAAGGACAAAGUCUCUGUGCGAUAUUCAACUUUCUCCGAAAAUUAAAUUUGAUGUGAAAAAGGAAGGAAAGAUUAACAUUCGUAACCCAGCCUUUCAUUUAUCUGUUUUGUCCUCUGGGAAUUUCUGGGCCAGUAACAGCUGGGGUGACCUCAUCCUAUUUGACAAGGAGGGGAAUGUGUUAAAGAAAAUAACUACUAACGUAGUAGAUGCCAUGGGUUAUCACACAACUACCAUAGAAAGAAAACUUCUCUUCACAGUUGCCAAAACUAAAACUAUCUUCCAGGUUACUAGCGAAUUGACCAGCUCGAAAAUAAUCUUGUGUGAGGAGUGGGAACCUGGGGCAAUUCACUCCUCCUGCAUCAAUGGAGACAUGCUAGUGGGGAUGAUUAAAAAUAAAGAAUUCAAGGUGACCAGAUUCAGCAAGGAAGGGAAAAAACUCCAAGUGAUCCAAAGAGAUGAAAAAGGGAAUAACCUUUACAAGAGUAUAAACUACAUCACAGAGAACAUCAACGGUGACAUCUGUACAUCAGACAAUACCGCCCAUAGAGUGGUAGGGGUGACCAGAUCCGGACAGCACCGGUUCUUUUACUUUGGUCUCCAGUCUCAGUCUGCAUUCCAUCCUAAUGGUAUCCGUACAGACAGGCUGGGACAUAUCUUGGUGUGUAAUAGCUAUUGCUCCUUGUUCAGAAAUAAUUCCAGCGUCCACCUGCUGGACAUGGAUGGUCAAUUCCUGUCCCUUUUACUCCCACCAGAUCAAUGUCCGAAGAAACCCCGUGCUCUCUUUUUGGAUGACCAGGACAGUUUAAUGGUCGGGGGUGAGGAUAGUUCUACUGUCAUUGUGUACAAAUACCUCCAGAUGAAGGAAAACAACUAA
Saccostrea cuccullata (small rock oyster) is the source of this 930-nucleotide messenger RNA. RefSeq lists its product as uncharacterized. Lineage: Eukaryota; Metazoa; Mollusca; Bivalvia; Ostreida; Ostreidae. The record is from RefSeq and is a predicted model, not a curated record. Bases 1 to 930 code for a protein of 309 amino acids. The transcript has a single exon.